Messenger RNA from Brugia malayi, 228 nucleotides. RefSeq lists its product as uncharacterized. Bases 1 to 228 code for a protein of 75 amino acids. NCBI's taxonomy places the organism in Eukaryota, Metazoa, Nematoda, Chromadorea, Rhabditida, Onchocercidae. The record is from RefSeq and is a predicted model, not a curated record. The transcript has 3 exons.
AUGAGUAAUUUGGCUCGUCAUGAGAGGUUAUAUCAAUUUAUCAAGCAUAAAGAAAGAAUUCUCAAAGCGAAGCCUGUUGUCGAAAGCAGACCUCGAUCCAAAUCAAUGCCAGCACGCCUAAAAAUGUCAUCACAAAAGCGUGAUGAAGAAAGAAGGAUCCAAGCAGAAAACGAGCGCCUACUGAAGUCAUUAUUGAAAAUAUCGGAACGAAAACCGAAGUACUUCUAA